AUGGUUGGAAAUAAUCUCCUCGAAAAGAACUCGGCUUCAGUACGGAAGAACAUCGAGAACCAUUCCUUCACCGAUGAAGGCGGCGACGAGUACGGGGGCAGCCGCUUCGGCGGAUUCGCCGACUACUUCCAGAACAAGCAGAUCAAGCUCCAGAACCGCGACGCCCAGUUGCGCUCUUCCGCCAAGGACAAGCCUCAGAUCUUCAAAGGAGUUGUCGUCCACGUCCUUGGGUACGUCCAGCCUUCAGCCAACGACUUACACGACACGCUGGUCCAACAUGGUGGUGGCUGGCUCCAGUACCUCGCCGGCAAGACGAUGGCGACGCACAUCAUUGCCUCGUCUGUACCGCCAAAGAAGAUUGUAGAUUUGGCCAACUACCGGGUGGUCAAGCCGGCCUGGGUGGUCGAUUCCGUUGCGGCAGGCAAGCUGUUGCCAUGGACUGAGUAUCGGACUAUCGAAAAGGGACCGAAACAGCGAACCAUCAAGUUUGAUGCUGGAAAAAUGCUGAGCAGUCAACCGCGACAACAGACUCCUCAGCGGUAUCGUGAACAGACUGAGAACAGCUUUUACACCAAUCAGUUGAAGAAAUGGAGCAGCCCGUCACAGCCAAAGACGCCCUUCAAAUCUCCCUCAGUAACAGUAAACGAUAAUAUCGAGGACUUCGAGGAUGACAUGUCAGUCGAUCUGUUGCAAGCGCCAGCUUCAUCUAAGCCAGAGCUACUUGCUCUCGUUGAGCCCGAUAAGUCUUCAGAGCAGCCACCCACUACUCCCCCGCAUCAAGCUCAUCUUGAACCUUCUCCUGAAGCCCGGCCCGUCCCUCCUGAAAUGGCAGAUCCAGGAAUUCCAGAGCCAGGAAAGUCUGAAGAAAUCCAGCCAGCAAAACCGUUGACCUCGGAAGAGCACAAUGCCAGACUACUCGCAGAUCCCAAUAUGAGAAAGGCUUCAACCGCAAAUCCCGACUUCCUCAAGCAGUACUACUCGGAAAGUCGUCUACACCACCUGUCGACAUGGAAGGCACAGCUAAAGUCCCGGAUGCAGAGCCUAGCCGCUGAAAAGGGCCCAGCCAAGAAGCCGGCCAAGCGGCCUGCUGAUUCUCGCAGGUACAUCAUGCACGUCGAUUUUGACAGCUUCUUCUGUGCCGUAUCCCUGAAGAAGGCGCCAGAGUACCGGGACAAGCCAGCUGUGGUAGCUCAUGGUAAUGGGAGCGGUUCUGAAAUUGCUUCUUGUAACUACCCUGCCCGCAAGUUUGGAGUCAAGAACGGCAUGUGGAUGAAGCGUGCUCUGGCGCUUUGUCCGGAUCUCAAGAUUCUGCCAUAUGAUUUCCCAGGAUACGAGGCAGCCAGUCAGCAGUUUUACGAUGCUAUACUGGAAAUGGGUGGCGUUGUGCAGAGUGUCAGUAUCGACGAGGCUCUCAUCGAUGUCACUGACAUUGUCAUGGCUGAGGCUGGGUCGAAAAGAGUUGGCAUCAGCGAAGGAAGUAUAUGGAGGGAACAAGAGAAGGUCGAUAGGAUGGCUUCGAAGCUUCGGGAACGAAUCAAGGAGACUACGGAUUGUCAUGUUUCGGUUGGUAUCGGCGGUAACAUCUUGCUGGCCAAGGUUGCCCUUCGCAAAGCCAAGCCUGCGGGACAGUACCAAAUCAAGCCGGAAGAAGUGUUAGAUUUCCUCGGCGAGCUCAAGGUGGAGGACCUCCCAGGCGUUGCGUACAGUAUCGGUGCAAAGCUCGAGGAGCUUGGCAUCAAAUUCGUCAAGGACAUACGGCAGACCAGCAAGGAGAGGCUUGUCUCGGCAUUGGGGCCGAAAACAGGAGAGAAGCUGUGGGAGUACUCGCGGGGUAUCGAUCGGGCAGAAGUUGGGGAGCAGCCCAUUCGAAAGUCAGUGUCGGCCGAUGUGAACUGGGGCAUCCGGUUCGUCAACCAAGAUGAGGCAGAGGAGUUUGUGAGAAACCUGUCAAAGGAACUGGAGCGUCGGUUAUUGAAUGAGGGCGUCAAGGGGAAGCAUUUGACCAUGAAGAUCAUGAGAAGAGCAGCCGAUGCGCCUCUUGACCCACCAAAACAUCUUGGUCAUGGAAAAUGCGAUACUUUCAACAAAAGCGUUUCCUUCGGUGUCGCUACCAACAGUGGAGAGGUGAUCGGAAAAGAAGCCGUUGCGAUUCUGCGCUCGUACAAGUUCAGUCCGGGUGACCUACGUGGGUUGGGGGUCCAGAUGACGAAGUUGGAACCCCUGAAGCCGUCUGCUGCACCACAGGGAAGUCAGAAGAAACUGAGUUUCGGUGCAGCAGCGACAUCCUCGGCGAAGAAACGAAAGGCUGAGGCCAUCGAGGACGAUGACCCUCAGAGUCCAGGAAAACCUAGGUCUUCGACCGAACAUGACGAGAAGGACCCUAUCUCUGCUGAUCCUAUCACGCCACAGAAACCAAAGCCUCAUCCAGCCUUGCAUCUCGCAAGAGCUGGCGAGGCGGACGUGAAGGCGAAGACGCCGCUCAACAUUAGAGGCACUCAGUUUAUCAUGCCUUCCCAGCUCGACCCAUCUGUUUUGGCCGAGUUACCAGAGGACAUUCGGUUGAAGAUACAAGAGCAAAUGAAGACACAGCUUGUCAAGCGCACAUCCUUUGUGCCGCCUCAACCUGUCAGCAGGAAAGCCCUCCCAAAUCGGGAAGAGAUCCCACCCGACAUUGAUCUUGAAGUUUUCAACGCUCUCCCGCCAGAAAUGAAAGCCGAGGUCCUCGCUUCUUACCGCCGUAACACAGCACAAGCAGGUCCAAGCCGCCAACCACAGCCUCGAGGGGGAGGUGGUGGCGGCCAAACCCUUCUCCUGCAAUCUCCUCGCAAAGACCGCAUCAUCAACCGCCCCGUCGACCGUCUCCGCACGCCCACCAAGCGCAACCGUGGCCGCCCACCAGCCUAUUUAAAGGAGAAGGAGCGUGACCUCAGAGCCGGUCUCCGACAAGCCUCCCUAAUCACAGCCCGUCCUCCAAACCAGGGUAUUAACGAGUCCCGACAACCCUCAGCCAAAAUCGAAAUCGACCUCCCACCACUAGACCCCGAACUCCUCUCCGAACUCCCCGAAGACGUCCGGCGGGAGGUAAUCGAAGACCACGCCCGCCAACGCCGGCAGCUCAAGCGACAGGCUCAAGAGACAGCAGCCGCUCAGCAGCAACAAGAACAUAGUCGACACGUCAACCUAAUUGCAGUGGACGUCGAGUCAGCCAAACAUUACCUCCGGCGACGACAACAGAGUGUCAACAACAACCCUCAGUUUCCAAACCAGCACAAUCCGAACCAACCCCACGAUGACCGCCAACUUCUACCGGCUGGCCGGCACCACCCUCUCUUCGGCCCUCCGCCAAACUGGGGCCGCACGAACCGCGAUCCUCGCCGGAUCCACUGGCCCGGUCCUCCCGCCAAAGCGACCUUGAAUUCAGCGGCCGUGCCUGAGGGCGGGACAAUGAAGGUCACGGACGCGGCGGCGGUGCGGAAUAUGAUCAGGUCGUGGUACGUGUCUACCGACAGUCAAGGGGGGCCGAGUAAGGUCGAUAUGGAGGUGUUGGAGGAGUAUCUGUACAAGGUGGUCACGCUGGAAAGGAAUAUGGAGAAGGUUAGGGGGUUGGUUAAAUGGUUAGAGUGGUGUGUUGAGGGUGGAGAGCAAGAUGAUUCUGGAGGAAAUGGGGAUGAUAAGUUGGACGGUGGAGUGGACGGCGUAGGCAAUGCAGAAGAGGCAAAUGGAGAAAGGGGUGGUGAUGGUGGUGAUGGUGGAAAUGAUGCUGAAGAUGAUGGGAUGCAGCAAGGUAUAAGUGAGAAGAGAAAAGGGAAGAUGGCGGCUAAAGCGAACUACACCUGGAAAGAAGCAGUGGAGGUGAUCAAGGCUUCUGUUCAAGAAGCUAUGAAAGAGAGGGGGUUGGGGAAGAUGACUUUCGAGUAA
This is a messenger RNA of Sordaria macrospora k-hell, 3918 nucleotides long. RefSeq lists its product as uncharacterized. Gene Ontology annotation, biological process: error-prone translesion synthesis; error-free translesion synthesis. Gene Ontology annotation, cellular component: nucleus. Gene Ontology annotation, molecular function: DNA-directed DNA polymerase activity; deoxycytidyl transferase activity; damaged DNA binding. Lineage: Eukaryota; Fungi; Ascomycota; Sordariomycetes; Sordariales; Sordariaceae. The record is from RefSeq and is a predicted model, not a curated record.